CCUCUGGAGAGCAAGAUCUUUCUGCCACCCGUGUUUUUUAAACAAAUGAGCUUGUUAAUUGUUCUGUAGAUGUUCCUGACUGUGCUUCCAUGUAUGUAAAUGCUGAGAGUUAUCCAAGCCAUUCAAACACAGAAGACACAUUAGGCUGCAGCUACGACAAGCAGAUGAGGUCCUUUACUGAUGAUGUCUGUGUUGUUCCAGAAAAAUUUGAAGCAGGAGACAUCAAGCAGGAAGCUGGAGGGUACCGGGAAGGACCUCCCUACCAAAGACGGGGAUCUCUCCAGCUCUGGCAGUUUCUUGUGGCUCUGCUGGAUGACCCAACCAAUUCCCACUUCAUUGCCUGGACUGGCAGAGGGAUGGAGUUCAAGCUCAUUGAGCCAGAAGAGGUGGCCAGGCUGUGGGGGAUCCAAAAGAACCGUCCAGCCAUGAACUAUGACAAGCUGAGCCGAUCCCUUCGCUACUAUUAUGAAAAAGGCAUCAUGCAGAAGGUGGCUGGGGAGCGCUACGUGUACAAGUUUGUGUGUGAGCCCGAGGCCUUGUUCUCACUGGCCUUCCCCGACAACCAGCGGCCAGCGCUGAAGGCAGAGUUCGAGCGGCAGAUCAGCGAGGAGGACACGGUGCCUCUUUCCCACCUGGAUGAAAAUGCCACUUACCUGCCAGACUUUGGGAGCUUCCCUCCACAGCUCUACAGCAAAGGCUACACGUACUAGCCCUGGUGGCAGCACAGUGCUGUGUAUAUACGUUCUAUACAUGGUUGUGUAUAGGAGAUAGCUGGUUAGUAUUCAGUUGGUAUCAGCAUUUUUUCAGGCCAGCACUAAGCUACGAACACCUGCGUUGGUCAAGACAAGUGUUCAGGUACACAUGUGGAUAAACCACCUCUCAGCAGACAGGGCUCUUACGUGCUUGUGAUAAGACCCCUCCUGUGUGUCAGGACAGCACAUGUUCUUAGCCAUGCAGACAUCUUCCAAGCAGUGGAGCUACAGCUUCAGCAGCACGUCGGGUAACUGGUGCCUCCAGCCGGAUCAAACACGCCUGGUGCAGCCCCUCUCGUUGGGGAGGGAGGGGAUGCUGUCCCACUGGGCUUUUUUUCACAUAUGAGAAUGCUACAAGGCUGCUGCUGACUCUAUUCCUCCAGUACACGUACUGAACCUCUGUGUAACCUGCCCUCAGCUCUGACCACAGGGACUCACCUCUGAAAGGCCAGUCUUGCCUUCUCAGGAUGGCUGCAGGAUAGUGGUCACAGAUCUUAUGCCUCCCUGGGGGAAUACUUGUUUUGAAUGUGCAUGCUCCUGCCUGAUCACCUCCUUGCUCAUUCUAGGACUUUCAGGCGCUCUGAGCAGGGUAGCUGGAAGCACUGGCCAGGAUUAGAGCAGUCCUGUAGAUGACACACCACCAUUUAGGGGAACUACAGAGGUGCCUGAUUGCAUUGGUCUGGGACACAGGUCAAAGCCAAUGCCAUGUUCAGUUAGAGGGACUGGGGGAAGCAGCAAGGCCUGAGACACCAGCUCAGCACAGAGUUAUGGCUUUUCCAAACUGAACAACUUUUUCAACAAACAUCCUCAGGAUCUUUCAAGACCUGUCAGGCUCUUGAGUGUGCCCAUCCUGGGCUUGGCUAUAAAAAUCAUCUAAGGCAAGAAAAGAACCUGGUGGAGGUGUGAUAAAAACGCUGUACAAAGUAACCUAAACUAUACAUAGAUCUUAAUACUGGAAUUCAGUCUUAAACUCCACAAACCUUUGCAUGUUUGAGGGAAAUCCUGAUAGGUUGAAAAGGCAGCUCCCUCUGCAGCCCCAUGGAGGGACUGACAGGUUUUCCACAAUAGUGAACAUUUAUAAUGAGUACCACAUCCUUAUUAAGAGAUGUCUUUAAUUAGCAGCUCCAACCACGUUCCCAGUUAGACAAGGAGCAGUACAGUGCACCUAUACAGAAAAAGCCUGUUUCCUACUGCUUCAUAAUGAUUUUUCAGCUGCUGAAUACACAGCAUUGCCAAUCCCACCAGCAUGGUAGCCUGUAGAGAAAAUUCUGCAUAGACUGAAAGCCUGAUUUCUCCCAAUGACCUUCCCCUGCAUGGCUAAUGCCAACCCUCCCAGCCUUGUCCCCGAGCAAGAGAGCCAUGAAAGGCAGCAUUCCCUGCCUGAGGAGAGGCCAGAUGCUCAGAGCAGCCUGUUCUGUGCACUCCAGAGACUUGGUGUUCUGGCAGCUCCUGGCCCUCCUGCCGUGCCCUGUGCCCACCCAGCAUCCCAGAAGUGAGGGUGAAGAGGAACCCUUGGAUAUAAAGCUGCCUUUACUAUUUAUGAGUGUAAAAAUACUAUAAUUAAUA
Manacus vitellinus (golden-collared manakin) is the source of this 2318-nucleotide messenger RNA. RefSeq names its product ETS variant 4 (gene ETV4). Gene Ontology annotation, cellular component: nucleus. The record is from RefSeq and is a predicted model, not a curated record. The coding region runs from base 90 to 710 and encodes 206 amino acids. Gene Ontology annotation, biological process: cell differentiation; regulation of transcription by RNA polymerase II. Lineage: Eukaryota; Metazoa; Chordata; Aves; Passeriformes; Pipridae. The transcript is spliced from 5 exons. Gene Ontology annotation, molecular function: DNA-binding transcription factor activity, RNA polymerase II-specific; sequence-specific DNA binding.